This is a messenger RNA of Lactuca saligna, 372 nucleotides long. The record is from the annotation of a GenBank genome assembly. NCBI's taxonomy places the organism in Eukaryota, Viridiplantae, Streptophyta, Magnoliopsida, Asterales, Asteraceae.
AUGGAAAUGAUUGAAGAUCACUUGGAAGCAAACUUAGAAGGGGAUGCUAAUGAGAUUGAAGAUAACUUGGAAAUGGGUGUAGAUGUUAAUAAGAUUGAAGAUCACUUGAAAGCAGACUUCGAAGGAGAUGUGAUACUCGACCUUGUGCCACCAGUGCAAAGGGAAGUUGAUAUACAAGAUUUAGAGGAUAAUGCUUGGGUUAAUGAAUAUGAUAAGGAAGCUGGUGGGGAGAAUGACUUCAUUGAAGAUACACAAACCUCCCACAAACGCCAUUCCCACAGCCGCCCCUUUCAAUUCGAUCACCAAUUUUCUCCUCUAGGGUUCCUUUUCAAUCGAUUCGCUCCGAUUCCAAAGAAGACAAAGGGUUUAUGA